CCGCGUUCAAGGUUGUGUCCAGCAAGCUCUGCGCCACGAGGCUUGGCGCUGUCAUCAUGUCCAACUUCACGCUCGUCGACCCAAAAGGAUGGGACUGCGAUCUGCAAUCCGUGUAUUCGGCAUACAUAGGCCACUUUCAGCUGCACAACAUCGUCUGGUACGAACGAUCGUGGGGCGUAUUCUUCGAGUCUUUCGAAGAAUUCCUGACUUUUUCGUGGCCGGCCAUCACCGUCACUGAUGCGUGGACCGGACGAGCACACAUUGUGGUCCGGAUGUCGACAGUAAACGCGUUUCUGAAGAUGCUGAAAACAAGGUUUGGAGAGACUCUUCCCAUCGUUGAGAACAUACUCCGAAUAACCCCGUUCGAAACCUCC
Messenger RNA from Trametes versicolor FP-101664 SS1, 374 nucleotides. RefSeq lists its product as uncharacterized. The annotation marks the transcript as partial. Lineage: Eukaryota; Fungi; Basidiomycota; Agaricomycetes; Polyporales; Polyporaceae. The transcript has 4 exons. The record is from RefSeq and is a predicted model, not a curated record.